Molecule: messenger RNA, 1441 nt
Organism: Stylophora pistillata
Lineage: Eukaryota; Metazoa; Cnidaria; Anthozoa; Scleractinia; Pocilloporidae
Biological process (GO): regulation of canonical NF-kappaB signal transduction
Cellular component (GO): plasma membrane signaling receptor complex
Molecular function (GO): protein binding
Source: RefSeq, a predicted model, not a curated record
GAAAACUGAAAUAUGAAAUUAUAAGGAAGAAGCUAAGCUAAAUGCGAAUAGACAAACCAACAUUCCAAACAUUCCGAUAUAUAGGCAAGAUGCAAAGCUAGCUAAAAACUCAAACAAACUCACAAAGGAACUAUAUAUAAGCUCAAGGAAAGGAACAUUAGCACUUACAUAACAGUCCGCUUGUAAGAACUGAACCAAAACGAACCUCAAUAUAAGGUAGGUAUUCGGAAGCGAAACGGGAAAUCCAAACAGAUACUUUUACUCUAAUACAGAAAACUGUAGUCUUACGGUAAACGACAACAACCAUUAAACAAACCGCUAAACGAUAAACUAAAAAAAUUCAACUACUCUUCUCUAAAAAUCGCACACGUCAACAUUAAAAAGGGGUCCGCGUGAUUUGCUUACGAUAUUGAUUCGUAAUCUCAAAGCUCGCGCACGCGAGUCUCGCGCGCAGAAGUUUGUUAACGUCUUCUUAACAGUAGGCAAAAGGCGUGGCAGCCGUUACACUGUGACACUGUGUCUGUGAAGAUUUGUAUUCAGUUUGCUGAUCGAAGAAACCUGAGUAAAAGUUACAAGAAUAAACGAGAGAAACUUUAUGUGUAUUCUUUAUGCACCAUUUCCACAAGAGCAGUUUCGAAAGAAGGAAGAUCUAUUUUUAUUGUAGAUUUGAAAACAUUAUAAAGAAAUUUUUUUUCUCUCUAGUUUACAGAUGUCAGUCAGGGCCAUGCCACCAGCCAAAUGCGUGCACGUAGCAACCCCACUGAGCCGUCUAUGGAGAAUUUGGCUUUCGAAGAAGGUUUAACUUCCACCAACGAGGAGCCCGAGUGGACUGUCGGUCGCAGGAGGAACGAUUUAGAACAACCAAGAGCUUACCAGUUGGUAGAUGGUGGACGACAUACUACAGGAAGUGGGGAAGUGUCUACUUUCAUCCAUGGAAAUGAAAUGGCCGGCACUAUGGCAGUUGGUGGACAGUCUGGUGAAGGAUCUUGCACUGUCCAGGAGAAGGAUUCCAUCGCAGGUCCGACGGCGAGUUCAUAUGCGCGACAGUCACUUCGAAUGGAUAAUGAUGAUGUUUCGGGCCAUUCCAUCUGUAAUGGAGGAGAUGGAAAUGUUCUCCUUCAAGAGGAUCAGGUUGAACAGGAUGUCUGGAUGGAGAGACCGGAACAUCUGCCAUUUCCCCAGCAGGAAGGUGGUAUACAGGUCAAUGGGUUAAGUGUACCUAUUCAGGAGACGGAACUGUGCAGAUCGAGUGAGUCAGGUACAUGCCAAACACGCGAUCAGGGUUGUGCCUCGAGUCAUCCCUUACAGGAGACCGAACGGCCAGCUGCAAGACGGCUAAGGGAACCUUCCGGCUUGCUUGCAUGUCAACAGCCUUGUCAUGACGGCUUCGUUAAUGUAGUGAGCUCGUUGGGUCAGAUCGAACAGCCUAUUGAGCAUGCCU